GGGGGCCUGCUUAAGGGAGGUCUGGGCAAACCCAUUUAUGCCCUGAACACUCCCCUCUCUACCCCUCCCCAUUCUCCUUUAUCCUUCUAUAACCCUUUUUUGUGCAAGCGUCCCGGGACCCCGCAUUUUGAAUAGCAGCAAACACUGGGUCUCCACAUGGUAUUUUGAUUGUGGUGCGUCCGAUUUCCGUUACAUUCAGGCGUGCUACUGAUGCUUGACUGCAUUUGAAUAAAGAACCAUUUCAAGUAGCAGUAAUCACCCCGAGCCAUGAGGUUCCUGUGGCUUCUGUUCUUCUUCCUGUGCCUCCCUGUCCUGCCCAGCACUGAGGCCAAACGCCAGAGCUCCGACAACAAGAUGUCGCAGCCCCCACCACCACCAGCGGCAGGAAAGAAGCCCAAGAACUCUGUCCCCAGCUCAGGAGGGUUCAGCACAAAGGUUGGCCACAACUGUACCUGGGAUACGUCCGGGGAGGGCGUAGUGAACUUGCUUGUCAGCUGUAGAUCCGAGGAGCAGACCUACUGGUGCCGCUACGCUGGACAGCCAGACCUGUGCCAAGCCUACACUGACAGGAAAGCACAGGUCAGGCAUUGGAAACAAUUGGUGGGCAAGCUGAAGAAGAAGAGGAGUGCGUGCGAUGGUGAAAAGGUGCUAAAGACCCGCUCAUGCAAGGCCCCCAUGGAGUCGCACAUGAAGCUCAAAGAGAAGGGGAAAGGCGGAGGCAAGAAGGAUCCAGUGCCCCUGGUUCCGGAAAUGGUAGAGAAGGAGGAGAAGAAAGAGGAGAAGAAAGAGGAUAGGACUCCGUUGUUAGAGGAGAGGGAUGGGGAGGUGAACGACAUGGAGCCAGUGGAGAGGGAUGGGGAGGUGAACGACAUGGAGCCAGUGGAGAAUUACUGUGCCGAGGGAUGGCAUUCUGUCUGCUCAUUCUUUGUAAGUUUCUUUGAAGGUUAAAGUCUUUGUAUGGUUUUUGUAAGAUAAAAAAGAGACAAAGCUGAUGAACUCACCUUUGUAUCCGGGCUUACUUCUUUGCUAGGUAAACAAAAAUGUUUUUGUAUAAAGUGAUAUAGAGCCUAAAUAUAGGCUGCAGAGAUUUAUUUGUGUUUAUUUUAUUGCGAAACUAAUCUUAUCUUCUACAGACAAUAUUUGCUACUGUUCAUUUGUAGUAUCUAGACUUGUAUCAGAUUUAUAUUUUUUAACUUUAACACAGCAUACAAAAUUCUACCUGCGAAUUAACAUACCGUACUAUAUAACCAUUUAACAGUUGUUCGACUCAUUUAAUAAAUCAACACAGAUGA
Messenger RNA from Salvelinus fontinalis (brook trout), 1292 nucleotides. RefSeq names its product fibroblast growth factor-binding protein 2-like. The coding region runs from base 268 to 948 and encodes 226 amino acids. The transcript is spliced from 2 exons. The record is from RefSeq and is a predicted model, not a curated record. Gene Ontology annotation, molecular function: growth factor binding. Gene Ontology annotation, biological process: cell-cell signaling. NCBI's taxonomy places the organism in Eukaryota, Metazoa, Chordata, Actinopteri, Salmoniformes, Salmonidae.